Molecule: messenger RNA, 3965 nt
Organism: Oncorhynchus gorbuscha (pink salmon)
Lineage: Eukaryota; Metazoa; Chordata; Actinopteri; Salmoniformes; Salmonidae
Gene: trarg1a
Product: trafficking regulator of GLUT4 (SLC2A4) 1a
Exons: 3
Coding region: 682-1236 (184 amino acids)
Cellular component (GO): membrane
Source: RefSeq, a predicted model, not a curated record
CGUUGCGGAACAACACACAGGACACAAACUCACUUUCUCUGAUUCUGGGCGUAUAUUUGAGAGAAAGUAAUCUGUUUUCCGUCCAUCUUUAUUAUUUUGAAUGAAAUAGAAAACGUUUAUUUGCGCGAUAUAUAAAGCUGGUAAUAAUAGAGCAUUGCGGUGGGGUUAAAAAGGCAGGCGACAGGCGCUUCACUGAGUGAUUUGUUCCUUGGCUCAGGCGUUAUAUAUGGAGAGAGGGAGUGCACAUUUCAGAGAUCGCUUUCUGAUAGCGAGUGUGGAUUGAAUGGAACUGCGGAAUUGAGACGGGAGGCAUUAUUCUUGAUUCUAUAUGAAGAAUGAUACACAAAUCCAACGGGAAAAAUACCACUAAUUUUUAAAAUCUCUAAUUGAAAGGGGUUGAUUUAUAACGCAUGUGGAUGACAUAGCCUACCUAAAUGGUGCAUUAGUAUACAUAUCAACUUGCCACGCAAUUGGUUAACUUGUCUAGUCUUAGUCUUACAGUUUAUUGUAACAUCGAAAGAAAUUGGAUAAUUAAUCUUGGCACGAUUCAAAUAAAUCAAAUGUAUUAGGUCAAAUAAUGGGAAUUUAGCACCACUCUAACCAGUCUUAGUACUUCACACGAUUAGGCAUUUAUUUUUCCUCUAUUGGAAACUAAAUUUAAAUAUUUGGAAUUUUGAAGAAAUGGCAAUCAACACAGACACUGAAUUCGAGAAAUCUAACCUGGGAAAGAGCGGCGGCGCGCCCGCCAACGAGUCUCAGGAGACCGAGAAACUUCUCAACCUCGUAACCACGGAGCCUGCUGGCGGCAACGGUAUGAAAAUGUCCUCCUCCUUUACCAUCAACGUGGGGAGCGAAAAUAACCUGGAUGCGGACCAGAACGGUCACAGUGUACCCUUUAGGUCGGGCUCUGCGGGGCACCUGACCGCUGCCCCCCCCUCCCCGUCCCGGGUCAGUUUGAGUCGCAGUCGCACCUCUUCCAUCGGGAACGCCGCGGUCCAAGAGGCGCAAAAGCCCAAAGACUAUCUCAUACUGGUCAUAUUGUCCUGUUUCUGCCCUUUCUGGCCCGUCAGCAUUGUUGCUUUGGCAUAUUCAAUUAUGUCCAGAAACAGCCUGCAGUCGGGAGACAUGGACGGAGCUAAGAGACUGGGUAAACUGGCUCGCCUCCUCAGUGUUGUUUCCAUAAUCCUGGGUAUACUCACCAUAGUCGUCUGUGUAACGGUCUCUGUAACCAAGUGACCAGUGUAUAGACCAUGAAACAAGAGCACUGCUGCAAGCCAAGCAGAGGAUGCUGCAUGGGAAAAAAAAUCAACUGCGUUAAUUUGGAGAUUAAAAAUAAGGCAAACAAUUAAGAAGUUUAAAGAGUAGGACAUACAGUAGCAAAUGAAUGCAACACAGAAGAUCCAGAUAUGCAUGCAUUAGAUUCCACUAACAUUAGCUUGAUGAAGAAAAAUAAAAUCCUUCAUAUAAAAAGUGUAUUUUAACAGAACAUGGGAUGGUUGACUUAAGGUUUGAGGAACUCGCUACUCUCAUUCGACUCUCUGUGGAGUAAAAAAAUACUCUUAAAAUUAAGGAGAGAGGGAUGAACAGAGGAAUGAAGUGAUAAACUUUUCUGUAUCAAGAAUGGAAGGAGACCUUGAAAAUGAACUCCAAGCUUUGGACUACAAACAUCAAGACAGUUGAAUAAUAAUCUGAAAAUAUACUUGGUUGACCUGACCUCCUGGUUUGAAAGCAUAUACAACUAUACAGAUAUAGAAAUAAAUAUAGAUGAAUAUAUCCAUUUACAUUUGAUAAAAGUUGUGUAUGUUGGGCUGAGCUGCGAUGAUUGAGACUGUUAAGUUAAGAUGGCUGCCUGACCGGCAGUGGCUGUAAGCCUGGUAUAGGUUGCCGAAGAAUGUAAUAUUUGAAGGUACACAAUUCAGAGAUGUUUUUGAAUUUAUGUUGUUUAUUUUGUAGAUUUUUUACAAAAACAAAAAAAAGAGACCACUUGACUGUAGAUAGCCAACCUUUUCCAUUUAGUUUGUGAAUUCAUAUUUAUUUGUCUUGUGUUUUUACUUUGGGAUCAAACAUGCCAGGUGCUUAGAGACGAGAGUGAGUUGUACAAAAAUGAGUGUUUCAGACCCGUGUGGGUUGAAACAGAAUACCCCCCCCCCCUUUCCCCUGCCUUGCUGUGGGAGGGGUCUGACUAUAUCAAUGUGCAUGCCUAUCCUCCCCAUCCCUCCAAUCCCUCUCCAAACAUCCAUGCCAGAGCAUGGGCAUAAGUCUGAGGAUAUGCAAUUUGUCAGACCAAUCAAUCACUCUCCACUGACCCCCUAACUCCCCCUCCAAAAUACAACCCACCCUACUCCAGUACCUUGUCUCAUUACCUGGGACUGUUAACAAAGCUUGUUUGACUGAAUGCAUUUUGUAGUACGACAGAGACCAACAUAAAUCCUUGACCUAUUGCCACCCUGCUGUAUCAGUAUGACAUGUAUUUAUAUGAAGAAUAUAUAUAUAUAUGCAAUAUUAUAUAGGCAUGCUUAGGACUAUAAACAGUACCCAGGUUUUUGGACGCCACUGUAAGGACCUGCUGUAAUGUUAAAGGAACAUUGUUUUGAGGUUUGAUUGAUUAGCAGCAGUUCUCUCUGUACAUGUACUGUAACACACCAAUCUGUCUGUAUUCAAAUGUGCCACUAUGCCAUCUGGAAUAAGUCAGUGUUCAGAUUCAACUACGGAAACACAACAAAGGACUGUUACAUUGACACACUUCAGAUGUUUACUACAAGGUCAUGACACCUCUUAUAAAACCUUCAUAACACCCUUGUUUGUACUUAUAUCCAUGUUUGUAUUACUACUCAUAACAUUCUCCUGAACUCCAAUUAGAUUUCAAUACUUUAAGUUGGCCAAUGGUUCUUGAUUCCGCUGCUUGUAUUAUCAAGAGCUUGUGUAGGUGUUAGCUGCACAAAUGAGACCAAAGAGAGAAUUACAUGAUAAUGAGUUGAUUGCAUUUAUUUAGCCUGAAUUUAAAAGCUUCAAAGAGAUCUAAAAUGAUUGAUAAAGAACCUGUAAUUGGUGAAAUAGGUCAUCAUAACAUUUGAGAUCUCCUUUAGAGGAUUCAAACUACGAACAACUAUUGGUUCAUUCCUUGCUGAACCCCCUCCCCCCAAUAAUGCCCCUGUCUAAGCAGGCAAAACACUAGAUCACUCCAGAUCCAACCCAAAGGGAGCAUUGACAAACCAUUUCGAAUCAGAAAGUCACAGCAUUUAAACCUGAAAUCUUGACAAUGUUACAUUUUUUGGCAUCUGUACUGUAUUUCUAGAAACAAAUAGAAAUAGGACCACAGCUAUUGAAUGACUCAACAUGGUCAUGAUGUUUAAAGGCACUGAACUACAGUACAUCUAUGGGUGUGAUAAAACUUGCUGCCCUUUUGGUUAUACAAGUCACAUUGCACAGUAGGAAGCUACUGUAGCCACAUCGUGCUUCACUAGACAGAUGGGCUGAAGAGACAUCCCUGUCUAAAGAGCUCUAAUGCUCGUCUUUGGGCAACAGGCACACCUCAGUCUGGAAACUUCUCACACACUCCUAAAGUGCUUUUAGAAACCUGACUUUGGGGAGAACGUAGAUGGGUGCUCUAUGUCAUACAGUAAGUGCAAAUGGCAGAGAGAGAGCGAGAGAGACCCCAAACCAGCAGGGGAAAUUCAGUGACUCAGUCUGCCAUUGAAGACACAAAAUUCAACUUAAGACACAUUUUUAUGGUAAUCACAUGAAAUAGUUCCCACUCACCUUCCGCACUGUUCUAUCACAUUCUCUGACCGUCUUUCUGCUGCGAGAUGCAUACGUGCCGUUCUGUGUCAGUAAAACAGUGACUUUCAAAAUCAUGUCUAUUUUUUUUAUGUCCAGAUUUUUUCCCCUUUUGAAUAACAUAUGCUGGUUUCAGUCUCUGUUGUGAACUUUCUGCAUGUCUGGAAUAAACGUUACCAUGCAUGGUC